Neodiprion virginianus is the source of this 1038-nucleotide messenger RNA. RefSeq lists its product as uncharacterized. NCBI's taxonomy places the organism in Eukaryota, Metazoa, Arthropoda, Insecta, Hymenoptera, Diprionidae. The record is from RefSeq and is a predicted model, not a curated record. Bases 76 to 741 code for a protein of 221 amino acids. The transcript has 2 exons.
AAAAUCAUCGGAGAAACUCCAGCGUCUGAGCCAGAAGGCUUAAAACUAUCAAGUCAUAUUUCUAAUCGCUGGAAAAUGUGGCUCAAAACGGGACAAACUAAAGAAACUAAAGAGCUUCUACUCAAAAAAUACCCCAGAAAAGGUGAAUGUUCUUUAGAGGCCCCGAAGUUAAACCCUGAAAUUGCUGCAUCACUAAAUGAUGGGUCUCUUAAGAGAGAUAAAUACUUCUCAAACACCCAAAACUUAGCUGGCUCUGCAUUAUCAGCAUUAAGUUUGGUCAUCGAUCCCUUACUCACAAAGAAACGAGAAGAAAUUGACAUAAAAAAGAUGUUAGAAAAUUUAUGGGAAUCUUCACAAAUUUUAAUUGAGUUGUACCGAGGACAGACUAUAGCCAGAAAAGCUUGUAUUCUGCCUAGUCUAAACAAACAAACGGCUGCACUAUUGGGGAAGACUGAGACUGGUGAGCUGUUAUUUGGAGACAAGUUGGGGGAAAAGAUUAAGGAAUCUAAGGUUAUUGAUAAAAUAGGGACAGAUAUAAAAUCCCAACAGUCUUCUAAGAAACCUGGAGCUCCAACGAGCCAUUUAAAUGUGAAGAGCCCGUCUGUUCCACGAUACCAAGCUCAGGCGGGCACAAAACCAAAACCAUCCAAGCCGAGUUACAAUCAGAAAUAUUCCAGCCAAUCGAAAGGUCCACAGAGUCACCACCGGGGUCAGAACAGCAAGAAUCGGAGCCGAUAUUAAUCAACGAAUCUCAGCGACCAACGGUCCCAUCCCAUGGCGGCGACACUUACCCUGGCGGCCGUCAGAUUAUCAGGGAAGCGUUCUCAAGAAAAAAUCUACCAGAAUCAUCAUUAGAAAUUCUGACAGCGUCUCUAGCAGAGUCUACUAUUAAACAAUACAAUAGUGCGUUAAAGGACUGGUGGAUGUUUUCAGUAGCAAAAGAACGGGACCCAUUUGUCGUUGACGCAAGUUCAGUACUAGAUUUUUUAUCACAGAAAUUCAAGGAUGGCGCAGCUUACGGGACCCUCAACACUACAA